AUGUUAUCUGAUAAUAAGGUCACUCCUGAGAUGAGAGAUGAAGACUUAAAGGCGUUACAAGGCCCACCAAAUUUCGUCCAAAGAUACGCUGUUUUCACCUCUACAACUGGACAAGGUAAAAACCCACAUGACUACUUAGCAAAUGGUUGUCCCUACAUAGUGGAAACAGACAAUAUUGUGCUGAGAUUUAGAUACAAAAUGAAUCGACAGCAAGGCACUCUUGACGCAGACAUGAAAACUUUGAAGACAUACCGGCAGCUUUGCAGACAGUACAUAAAAUAA
This is a messenger RNA of Prunus armeniaca (apricot), 282 nucleotides long. The record is from the annotation of a GenBank genome assembly. Lineage: Eukaryota; Viridiplantae; Streptophyta; Magnoliopsida; Rosales; Rosaceae.